This is a messenger RNA of Meleagris gallopavo (turkey), 1580 nucleotides long. The record is from RefSeq and is a predicted model, not a curated record. Lineage: Eukaryota; Metazoa; Chordata; Aves; Galliformes; Phasianidae.
UCAAAUUUCCCUUGUUUCUUCUUACAGACCAGCUUUUCAAGAAGCAUACUUACUUCAUUGCUAUUAGAUGGUAAUCAUAACUCAACUUCUGAUGAAGCUGUUUUAAGAACAGAUGCCCCAGACAGCACAGAUGAUCGGCCAAGGAUUCUGCAGGAGAAUACAACUAGUGCCAAGAUAGGAUGGAUAGGCCCCUCGCACACUGGAGAGGGCAGGAAAGAAGACGAUCCCAAUGAAGACUGGUGUGCAGUAUGUCAAAAUGGUGGGGAGCUCCUUUGCUGUGAGAAAUGUCCCAAAGUAUUCCAUCUUUCCUGUCACGUCCCUUCGUUGAUGAGCUUUCCAAGUGGAGAGUGGAUUUGUACAUUCUGUCGGGAUUUGUCUAAGCCAGAAGUUGAAUAUGAUUGUGAUAAACCGACUCACAACCCUGAAAAAAGAAAACUGGAAGAUACUGUGGGCUUGGCACCAAUAGACCGUAGGAAGUGUGAAAGACUGCUGCUAUACCUCUACUGUCACGAAAUGAGUCUUGCUUUUCAAGAUCCAGUUCCUCCUACAGUUCCUGAUUACUACAAAAUAAUCAAAAAGCCUAUGGACUUGUCCACCAUCAAGAAAAGACUUCAAGUGAAUGAUUCAUUCUACACAAAGCCAGAAGAUUUUGUGGCUGACUUCAGACUGAUUUUCCAGAACUGUGCUGAAUUUAAUGAGCCUGAUUCAGAAGUGGCUGAUGCCGGCAUGAAACUUGAAGCAUACUUUGAAGAACUACUAAAGAGCCUUUAUCCUGGCAGGAAGUUCCCUGUACAAUCUAACUGCCAGAGUGAAAAAGAUAAUCCAGAACUUAGUGAUGACUCAGAUGAUGACAUUGUACAGCCUCGGAAAAAACGUCUCAAAGGAGAAGAUCGUCAGUUGCUUAAAUGAGUCAUAUGUGGAACGUUUUUUAAAAACUAAGGAUAUUUAUCACUGACAGUUGUUGAAAGGGGAGGAGUCACGACUGCUUUGACCUGGAGGUCUGUGGAUAUUUACUUGACUUUCUACCCCUUAUCUGAAACACAAUUCCAGGGGAGAUCCAGAGCUGCAGAGAGCUUCCUUGAAGUUGCAAACUUGCAGCAUGCUUCUGGAACAGCGCAGAAACUGUGAUUUGUGUGGGAUGACAGCUGUUUGACUUUACUUUGAAGAAGAAAAGAAGUUUGUAUAGAAUUGAACUUUAAGAUGUUACAUAGGUUCAACAUAUGGUUUUCUGAGUUUGAAGAAAAUGUGAUCUCACCAGACAUUUAAUUUUACCAAAGGCAUGUGGCUGGCCAUGAUUUGGUUUCUUUGUACUGUAUUUAACACAAGCCAUGAAAACAGAUGUUGUAAUAUUGUUGUCCUACAAUACUGACUGAUACAAUGAAAGUGUAGUUGCCCCUAAAGAAGUUACUGGUUAAUUUUAAAAUGUGAGGGAGAGUGUAUUAAAAAUAACUUAAAGAAAAAAGGAAUUUGAGAGUUUUUAAUAGAGGAAGGAAAGGACAUGGUGCUUUGUUUUGUACCAUUUUCCCACAGCCAGCAAGAAACAAUGGUAUUCCUAUACAAUAUGUUGUUUAAAAGGUGCC